Messenger RNA from Sabethes cyaneus, 1935 nucleotides. RefSeq names its product vacuolar protein sorting-associated protein 4-like. Bases 141 to 1475 code for a protein of 444 amino acids. The record is from RefSeq and is a predicted model, not a curated record. Gene Ontology annotation, molecular function: ATP binding; ATP hydrolysis activity. Lineage: Eukaryota; Metazoa; Arthropoda; Insecta; Diptera; Culicidae. Gene Ontology annotation, biological process: endosomal transport; vacuole organization. The transcript has 5 exons.
AAUCAUCAGACAUACGUGAAAAAUAGUUUUUGUAAAAUUUUAAUAUUUUCAUAAGCUAGCUUAGACCCUAGCUGCUUAAGAGGGUUUAAAUAGAAAUUCGUCUAUAAUCGUUGCUUGUAGCUCCCAAUAAAUCUAGUGAAAUGGCUGCUGGGUCAAUGUUGCAAAAAGCGAUCGAUAUUGUCACGAAGGCUACUGAAGAGGAUCGUAACAAAAAUUAUGAGGAAGCGCUACGGUUGUACGAACACGGUGUAGAAUGUUUUCUGCAUGCCAUUAAAUACGAAGCGCAAGGUGAUAAGGCGAAGGAUUCUAUACGAGCAAAGUGUUUGCAAUAUUUAGACCGGGCGGAGAAGUUAAAGGCCUACUUAAAGAAAGGAAAGAAGAAGCCCGUUAAAGACGGAGGAAGCAGUUCUAAAGACGAAAAAGGUGGUAAAAGUAAGGAUGGAGACAGUUCUGAUUCCGAUUCUGAUGAUCCAGAGAAGAAAAAGCUUCAAGCUAAAUUGGAGGGAGCUAUUGUGGUUGAAAAACCACAUGUGAAAUGGUCCGAUGUGGCUGGACUGGAAGGAGCAAAGGAAGCACUUAAAGAAGCUGUUAUUUUACCAAUUAAAUUUCCACACCUAUUCACAGGAAAACGAAUUCCGUGGAAAGGUAUAUUGCUGUUUGGGCCACCCGGAACUGGCAAAUCGUAUUUGGCAAAAGCGGUUGCCACCGAAGCCAAUAAUUCGACCUUUUUUUCUGUGUCCAGUUCAGAUUUAGUAUCGAAGUGGCUCGGUGAGUCGGAAAAGCUGGUUAAAAAUCUUUUCGAGCUGGCUCGCACUCACAAGCCGAGCAUAAUCUUUAUUGACGAGGUGGAUUCGCUGUGCUCUUCUCGAUCGGACAAUGAAAGUGAAAGUGCCCGACGCAUCAAGACCGAGUUUCUGGUCCAGAUGCAAGGUGUUGGCAGUGAUAAUGAUGGAAUUCUCGUUCUCGGCGCCACCAACACUCCGUGGAUUUUGGAUUCGGCCAUUAGACGACGUUUUGAAAAGCGUAUUUAUAUCCCACUACCGGAAGAGCAUGCUCGCUUGGUUAUGUUUAAAAUUCAUUUGGGAAACACAUCGCAUUGUCUAACGGAAGAGAAUCUGCGCACGUUGGCAAGUAAAACGGACGGGUAUUCCGGAGCGGAUAUCUCCAUAGUGGUUCGAGAUGCCUUGAUGCAACCGGUGCGAAAAGUACAAUCGGCAACACAUUUCAAAAAAAUUACAGGUCCGUCCCCAAUCGAUAAGGAAACGAUUUGCAACGACCUGCUAGUUCCGUGUAGCCCAGGAGAUUCGGGUGCGAUUGAGAUGACUUGGAUGGAGGUGCCUAGCGAUAAACUUUCUGUUCCCCCGGUAACGAUGAGCGACAUCCUGAAGUCGUUAAGCAGCACCAAACCAACCGUGAACGAAGAAGACAUGAAGAAGCUUGAUAAGUUUACAGAAGACUUUGGUCAGGAAGGCUAAAAGUAGAUCUGAAAAAUUGAUCCAACUAUGUUGCCUUGGUCCAUGUAUUUUCCCUUCUGUCGUACAGCUCUGUUUGCAUUAUUCCCAUUUCGGGAUCUUAAAAAUAAUGCAAAACUAAAUUUUAUAAUAAAUUCUAUACGCAAGCGAUUGCCUAUACCUUAAUAGAAUUUCUUAUGACUUAUGCAAUGCUCCAAUGAAAAUGUGACAAUUGAUUGAAGUCUUUUAUUGUGGAAUGAAAAUCAUAGUUAUCGGAAUCAAUCGUGGGGCACAUUGGAUUUUUUUUGUUAUUUGGAACAACCCAAUAUUAGCAUACUCUGGAGCAGUUACAAAAUCAAUUGAUUCUCUAGGUUAAAAAGCGAGUAUUUAAUCUAUAUCUACAUGUGCUGUUAGUUGGACAAAUAUAUUAAAAAGAACUUCUUGCGUCGGAUUCAUGAUUUAGAAAGAUAAAAAAUAUAUUGUU